ACUGUGCAUACACCUCCUUCCUCAAUAGAAGUGAACGCACUGAAGUCAAAGCGACACCGAUCCAAGAUGGCGGCCACGCCCAACGUUCUCAGGCAGUCAAUGCGGCGUCUAUGUGUCUAUGAUCACACCCAUCUGUGCUGCAUUGCCAACACCCUUUGGCCUUUCCUGCAGAUACUUUCUCUUUCACAAAUCUCAGUUCCCCACCUCAGACCUGCAGUGUCUCUUCCUCUCUCCUUCAAAGUUUAGAGUGCCUUUCACCUACGCCGCUGCCGGCAGGGUUAUUUGCGCGGUUCUUGCUUAUAUUUGAACAUUGAUCUUUUUUUUUUUUUUGCUCUUCUAGUUUUGUCCUCCAGUUACAGCGUCUUGCCUCCCUGGUCUGUCUUUGUCAUUGUUUUCUUCUGUAACAGCUCCUGCAGAAAAGUCAUGGAUGAUUUUGUUCGUGAUAAACUAAAGGAAUGGGGUCUGAGCGAGUGGGAGAACAAUUUUAAAGAUGAAGGCAUCGACGAGGAAAGUUUCUAUUUACUUGGUGAUCAGGACAUUAAUGAUUUGUUUCCAAAAAAAGGACCACGACUAAAGUUCAAGGCCAAAUUUGGGCUGUUAAAGCCUCAUGAAGAAGCAGCUGCUUCGACUGAGUUACCCUCCACAAGCGAUAAAGGAAAGAGAAAGAUGGAUCGUCAGAUGGAGUCAAAUGAAGUGCAUACACCACAUAAACGACAGUGUGACAACGAAACAAGAGCAUCCUCAGCAGAAGCAAUAAUACUGUCUGAGGUGAAGGCCAAAAUAGGAGUUGUCCUCGACAAAUUGCGUUCCCAAAACAACACAAAGCUUGGUGCUUUCGUGGAAUCGAAAGUCCUUGAUCUGGAGACAAAGAAGAGGGAGAUUGUUGGCGUCUUUGGUAAAACGGGGGCUGGAAAGAGCUCUUUGAUAAACGCUGUGAUUGGACAGAAGAAUCUUUUGCCUUCUGGAAGCGUGAAUGCAUGCACCUCAGUCAUGAUCAAAGUGGAGGGAAACAUGCACACACCAAAGUAUGAGGCAGAGAUUGAGUUCAUUACAACAGAGGAGUGGAAAGAUGAGCUGUGGCCAAUUAGUCAGUCUGUUGGUGAUCAUGAAGAUCAGGACCCGGAGGAUGAGACUGUUCAAAAACUGUCAGCUGUGUAUGGAGAUGAAUGGAACAAAAAGCCACCUGAAAGCCUCAUGGACAAAAAAUACUUCACAGAAAUCCCAGAAUUCCUCUACUCCAAGAGGAAGAAUUUGACAUAUGACUCACCUAAAGACUUAUCUUCAGAAUUAAAAAAGUACACAAGAAAUGAAACAAAUCAGGGAGAAGAUACAGGUGAUACCCGGUGGUACUGGCCACUGGUCAAGUGUGUGACUUUAAAGGUGCCACACAAUCAUCUUCUCCAGCACGUCACACUGGUGGACCUUCCUGGGAACGGGGACCGUAACAAGAGCAGAGAUCAAAUGUGGAAAGGGGUUAUUGGGAAUUGUUCGACAGUGUGGAUUGUAGCUGAAAUCAAUCGAGCAGCAUCAGAAAAGGAACCCUGGGAGAUCCUUGAAAGCUCAUGUCACCUCCUCGGAAAUGGUGGCGAGUGUCAACGCAUUCACUUCAUCUGCACCAAAUCUGAUAUCGAAGAUGAUCAUUCAACAGAUGUCCCCGAUAUUGACAUACUUAAGAGGAACGCAAAUGUGAAAAAGGAACUGAAAAAGGAAUUCAACAGGCAUCAGGAAAUUAAAAAACACUUCAGUGAUAAAUGCUUCAAGGUCUUCACAGUGAGCUCCAGAGAGUUUUUUAAAAGGAAACUUUUAAAAGAGGAAGACACUGAAAUACCCAAGCUUCAGGAGUUCCUGGAAAUGCUCAACGAAUGUCAUUCAGAGACACUUAACUAUGUGUCUGGGGCUUAUGGGCUUCUCUCUCUGAUUCAAGGAGCCAGUCUUGGAGAAGCGGUUGCUGAAAAAACAAAAGUGUGUGAAGACCUUGGGAGAAACUUGUACCUUCAACUUGACUCUAUCAAAAAAGAAAUGGAGGAAACCUACAAUGCCUUUGAAAAGUGUCUUACUGAAGGAGUUGAAAAUUCAAAAAAUUCCUGUGAAAGAACCUUGGAUUCCUUCCUUCAUCCUAGACGGAAGUCUGGCAGAGGAUUUCACAAAACACUGAAGUGUCUCGUCAAUAACAGUGGCAUCCACCCACGAAAACAAUUAAACCUCAACUUGAAGUUGGCUUUGAAACUCACUAACAGCAUUGAUGAGACAUUCAAGAACACCUUCCCAAAUGAUGGAGAGAGUGCACCAUUCAAUAGUGUCAUCAGGGAGUUUUCUCUUGAGACUGAGAAGCUGAUUCAGAACUACAAAGAUGUUGAACUGCAGCUGAUAUUUCUCAAGAGAGAGGAGGAACAGAUAAAGACAAAACUGAACAAAGUCAUCCGUGAGGACAAGAAAACCAUCUAUCGCAGUCUGAUAGAGACCAUUGAGGAAAACAUGCAAGAGGGCUACAACAAAGCAGCAGAAUUCACAGGGAAGGACUCUCUGCUAAACAUGAGGGAAAAGAUUAAGGAACAUGUCCAUGAUGCAAUGAACAACAUGUUUGACCGAGCCAAGGACGUGAUGUUGAACAAACUGAAAGACUUGAUGGAAUCUGUCUGGAAGACACUGGAGGACAACAUGAAGGAAUCAAUCCACUGUUCCCUCCUGAUGGAGGACCACUCAAUCCCAGAUGUUUCAGAAGAGCUUGAAACCGUACAAGAAUUCUACAAUAAACUGAAAACCAGCUCAAAUAUGAAAAAGUAAUGGAGAUGCACUGAAGCCAGGAGACAGGAGUCUAUGAAAAUAACAAUCCCGGAUACUUAAGUUCAAGCUCCUGAACAUUUUGAGAUAAAAGUUAUAAUUAAUGUCUUUUUUUAAAUGGUGGUAUUAUAAUGUCAACUUUUUUUUCACUUGUCUGUCAUCCCUCUUCUUUUUUCUUUGAAUACACAGCCAGAUUUUAAUCAUUCAUGGGAUUUAUGUUUGUGUUAUUACUGUAGUUGUUGAUUCCCUUUGUUUUAUUAGAGAGAGAUGGAAAAUGUGCAAAUGUAAUUACAGUAAAAUGCUUAGUUCCCAAUUUAAUUCAACCAGGGAUGUUAUUUCCUUUCAUCACACCUUGAAACCUUAUUUUGAUAUAAGUCAAUGUUGGUUCAUGGGAUGGGAAGAAAACAUUUCCAUUGAUUUAUGAUGAUGAAAUUUAAUGCUGCACCUUGAAUAUAGUUCAUAUUGUAGAUUUGAUGAGGCAGAGAUUUUGAAGGAGUUUUGCUCAAAUUAAAAUGUUGAGCUGAGCUGCAGGCCGAGCCCCUCUCUGCCUGAGUGCAUCAGGUGUGUCUCUCAGGAGGAAGGUAGCCGACUGAUUGCACCAGGUGGGAAUGGUCUGGUGAUGAGUGGAUGUGGAGACUGCAGGACUAAAGCUUGUUUCAAAUAAGGAAGAAGCAGCCGGUGAGCGUGC
This is a messenger RNA of Cololabis saira (Pacific saury), 3469 nucleotides long. Its product is annotated as nuclear GTPase SLIP-GC-like. The record is from RefSeq and is a predicted model, not a curated record. The transcript has 22 exons. Gene Ontology annotation, molecular function: GTPase activity. The coding region runs from base 424 to 2784 and encodes 786 amino acids. NCBI's taxonomy places the organism in Eukaryota, Metazoa, Chordata, Actinopteri, Beloniformes, Belonidae.